Messenger RNA from Penicillium taxi, 1857 nucleotides. Its product is annotated as E1 ubiquitin-activating protein ubaB. Bases 1 to 1857 code for a protein of 618 amino acids. Gene Ontology annotation, cellular component: cytoplasm; SUMO activating enzyme complex. Gene Ontology annotation, biological process: protein sumoylation. NCBI's taxonomy places the organism in Eukaryota, Fungi, Ascomycota, Eurotiomycetes, Eurotiales, Aspergillaceae. Gene Ontology annotation, molecular function: SUMO activating enzyme activity. The transcript has 9 exons. The record is from RefSeq and is a predicted model, not a curated record.
AUGGCAAGCUCGGUUAAGCGCUCGCUCGGAGCUGAGCUUACCGACACCAUCAAGAAGUCGCGUGUGCUACUGGUCGGUGCUGGUGGCAUCGGCUGUGAACUUUUAAAAAACCUCGUUAUGACUGGCUUUGGCGAGGUCCACAUCGUCGAUCUGGAUACGAUUGAUCUGAGCAACCUGAAUCGGCAAUUCCUAUUCCGUCAUGAACACAUCAAGCAGUCCAAGGCUCUGGUUGCGAAAGAAGCUGCGCAAAAGUUCCGGCCUAGCGCAAAGCUUGAGGCAUAUCAUGCGAACAUUACGGAAAAGCGCUUCAACGUUGAAUGGUUUAAAUCAUUCGAUCUUGUCUUCAAUGCGCUUGAUAAUCUUGCUGCGCGCCGUCAUGUGAAUUUUAUGUGUCUUUCUGCCGCUGUGCCUUUGAUUGAAAGCGGCACCACGGGCUUCAACGGCCAGGUACAAGUCAUUGUGAAGGGAGAAACCGAAUGUUAUGACUGCAACCCAAAAGAAACACCGAAGUCGUUUCCCAUAUGUACGAUCCGGACCACACCCUCCCAACCAAUCCACUGUAUUGUAUGGGGCAAGAGCUACCUUCUCCCGGAGUUGUUUGGGACCAGCGAGGACAGCCCAGAUGAACUUGAUACUGUGGAAACAGCUGACAAUGCGGGAGAACUCGAGCAAUUGCAGAAGGAGGCACGGGCGCUUAAAGACAUUCGACAAUCCAUGGGCUCAGAUGAGUUCCCGAGAAAGAUUUUUGAGAAGGUCUUCAAGGACGACAUUGAGCGCUUGCGCAGCGUGGACAUGUGGAAAGAGCGCAGUCCCCCAGAGUCUCUUGACUAUGACAAGCUCCAAAAAGAGUCCAGCUCUAUUGAACCGACAAUCUCUGCAAUUGACCAGCGAGAAUGGACGCCACCGGAAGCCUUUGUCGUAUUCAAGGAAAGCUUGUAUCGUCUUAGCAAACGCUUCAAGAAGCUUCAGGAAAUAUCCUCACCCGAUGGGCCCGCUCCGAUUUUAACAUUUGAUAAAGAUGACGUUGAUACUUUAGAUUUCGUUGCUGCCACAGCAAUUUUGCGUGGUGCUAUUUUUGGCAUCGAGCCGUCUUCAAAGUUCGAUAUUAAACAAAUGGCUGGCAACAUCAUUCCCGCAAUUGCCACUACAAAUGCCAUGACGGCAGGUCUCUGUGUCCUGCAGGCAUUCAAGGUCCUCCAAGAUGACUUAGCAAACGCUAAAAUGUGGUGGUCAAAGGUUUUCCUUGAGAGAUCUGGAGCCCGUGCGUUGAACUCCGAUUCUUUGAACCCUCCCAGACCAGACUGCCCAGUGUGCUCAGUCGUACAUGGAGAGGUUAACAUCGACGCAACGAACGCAACCCUCGGUGAUAUCGUAGAGGACAUCCUCCGAGCGGAGCUAGGCUACGGCGAAGAGAUUGCCAUUAACAAGGGCUCUGAGAUCAUCUACGACCCUGAUUUGGAGGAAAACCUAGUCAUGAAGCUCUCUGAGCUGGGACUCGAUAAUGACAGUUCUAUCACUAUUAAGGACGAAGAUGACCAAGAAAGAUCCCCCCGUGUGGAUCUGCAGCUCCGCAUCGUUACCCGGACUGAAACCAUCAAUGAAUCUAAACCAGUUGCUCUUACUCGAUCUCUCGAGAUUCCUCGCAAACCCAAACAGAUUCCUAAGCCCACAUCUGAUGAGAUACAUCUGACUAGCGGCUCAACUGCCAUAGGAAAACGAAAGCGUGAGAAUGAAGAUGAGAGUGUGGGUGUUCCUGCUGCCAAGAAGGUUGCAGGUGCAGCUGUGUCUGAUGGCCAGAGCAAUGAACCUAUUGUCUUGGAUGACGAUGAUGAUGAUGGUGUUUUGAUCAUCGACUAG